Molecule: messenger RNA, 600 nt
Organism: Erinaceus europaeus (western European hedgehog)
Lineage: Eukaryota; Metazoa; Chordata; Mammalia; Eulipotyphla; Erinaceidae
Gene: HIGD2A
Product: HIG1 hypoxia inducible domain family member 2A
Exons: 2
Coding region: 49-369 (106 amino acids)
Biological process (GO): mitochondrial respirasome assembly
Cellular component (GO): mitochondrion
Source: RefSeq, a predicted model, not a curated record
CCAGAGGCGGAGUCCCGCGACGCUGCUUUCGCCACCGUUGUCGGGAAGAUGGCGGCUCCAGGUCCCGCCACUCCGGGGACGCCCUUUGACCCUCCACAACCCCCGGUCAUCGAGGGCUUUAGCCCCAGUGUCUACGCCAGUACCGAAAGCUUCAAGGAAAAAUUCCUUCGCAAAACCCGCGAGAAUCCAGUGGUCCCCAUAGGCUGCCUGGGCACGGCGGCCGCCCUCAGCUACGGUCUCUUCUGCUUCCACCGCGGCCACAGCCAGCGCUCGCAGCUCAUGAUGCGCACCCGCAUCGCCGCCCAGGGGUUCACGGUCGCGGCCAUCUUGGUGGGUCUGUUUACUUCCGCCCUGAAGUCGCGAGCCUGAGAGGCCCGGGAUUCACGCCCUCGCCUCCCCCGCCACCUGCAGUGUCAGCGGGGACAGCGAGCAGCCAGCUGCGCGACCGACCGAUGGGAUGGUCUUUUGGUCUCUGUUCUUCCGUCCCCAGGGAGCUCAGACUCGCCUCUGCGGAAAGGGGCAGGCUCUGGGGGCGCCCCACCUUCCCCUCGGCCGCCGUAAUAAAUGACACCCUGACCCACCUGAGGUUGGACGAAUGCC